Messenger RNA from Melopsittacus undulatus (budgerigar), 5190 nucleotides. RefSeq names its product reticulophagy regulator 1 (gene RETREG1). Gene Ontology annotation, biological process: negative regulation of neuron apoptotic process; reticulophagy. NCBI's taxonomy places the organism in Eukaryota, Metazoa, Chordata, Aves, Psittaciformes, Psittaculidae. The transcript has 9 exons. The record is from RefSeq and is a predicted model, not a curated record. Gene Ontology annotation, cellular component: endoplasmic reticulum membrane. Bases 26 to 1474 code for a protein of 482 amino acids.
GCCAGGCGGCCGCCGCCACCGAGCCAUGGCUAGCACGCAGCUUCCCGGUGCGGAGCCGGAGUCGGGAGGGGAGCGUGGUGGCAGCGGGCAGGAGCGGACGGAGGCUAUCGAGGAGCGAGAUGCGGCAGCACAGGAUACGGAGCCUGCCGAGCUGUCAGGCGGGGCCGCGGCUCUGCUGGGGGACACGGGUCUGGCUGUGGGCUGCUGCAUCGCGGCGGUGCUGAGCUGGGAGCGUCCCCUCCAUAGCCUGGGCGGCUUCGUCUGCGCCAACCUGCUCUUCUGGUUUGUUGCACUGACCACUUGCAGAGUGUAUCAUCUGAUUUCUCUCAUAAUGCUUGGAGUGCUAGUUCUUCAGAUAAUAAAGGAUUUGAUAUUCUCAAGGAAAAAAGGUGCGCAGCUUUGGAGGAUCAUCACAGGCAACUGGAAAGUCUCCAAUUCCAGGCAAGACUACAGACCCAGGAUAAAUCAGUGCAUUUCAGAAGCACUGAUGAAUUUAUUUGUAUUUCUUCAAGAAAUGUCCCACUUCAAGGAACAAAACCCUGGCAAGUUUUGCCUACUGGUCUGCAGUGUAUGUACAUUUUUCACUGUCUUGGGAAGUUACAUUCCUGGAGUUGUCCUCUCCUAUGUCCUGCUAUUGUGUGCCUUUUUAUGUCCCUUCCUUAAGUGCAAUGAAUUUGGACAGAAAGUAUACAACAAAAUUAAGACUGUUCUGACGAAACUAGAUUUUGGAAUAGUGGAAUAUAUCCACCAGAAGAAAAAAGAGAGAUCUGAAACAGCAAAAACAAAACCCACAGAAGAUGACAGUGAAUUAGACAUAUCAGCUCUGUGUCCUAAGGUUAAUCCUGCAGUUGUUGCCAAAGAGCUGUCAGUGUCUGACACAGAUGUAUCAGAAGUAUCUUGGACCGAUAACGGAACCUUUAACUUAUCUGAAGGGUAUUCUCCACAGACAGACACAUCUGAUGAUUUUGACCGACCUAGUGAUCAUGAAGAAGCAUUUGCUAGAGAUCUUUCAGAAUUUCCUUCUUUAGAGAAUGGUGCUGGAACAAAUGACGAGGAUGACUCCAGCAUCGGUAUGCCCAUCCAGCAGAAACAAAAAAAGGAACACAUGUACUUCAAGGUGGAUUCUGCUUCCAGACAGAGUAAAGAGAGACCAUCCACUACAGGGCUCUCCUUGCCUUUGACCAGUGACCAAACCUUUAAUUUAAUGAGUGGAAUUGCUGGGGAUGUCAUCGCAGCUGCGGUGUCUGCUGCCAUCAAAGACCAGCUGCAGUCUGCACAGCAAGCUCCCUCACAUGCAGCGCCCAGUUUGAGUGAGGAGACAGACACAGAGGAAGCUGAUGAUUUUGAACUUCUUGACCAGUCUGAGCUUGAGCAGAUUGAGAAAGAGUUGGGACUUUCACAAGGCCAAGAAGCAGAAUCACAGGAAAAGAAGAAGUCUUCAGGCUUCCUUUCAAAUCUGCUUGGAAAUCAUUAACCUGAAAUCACAGCUGGUAACGUAGAAGAAAUUAAAAAUAAAACACACACAAAAAAAUCAAAUGCAAAAAAAAAAAUAAAGGAAAAUUCUGAGCUGUAAGCUUUAACUAUCCCUUUAGAUGUGUUGUAAUAAUAAUUUCUCUUACGCAGAGUGAAUUAACUGGAUAAAUUUCAGCUGAUACUGAUAGUUUAAUGUUUCUGGUAGUUAUACUUCGAUGUAAUAGCAUGGAAAUGAAUUAUCUAUCCACUGUUUGGUUGCAGAUAAGUGUUGGAUGUCAGUUUUUCAAAAGAGUUGGGGGAGAGGAUUUUUAUAUCUUUUUGCCAACCGUGUAUUUUGGUAUCCUGAGCCAAAUUUUCCACAUUGGGCGGUUUAUUUGCCCUGGAUUGUCAACCAUGUAAUACAAUUAAUGAUUCACACAGUGAGGUUACUUUAUCAGAGAAUUGCCAUGAGAUUGAACUAAAUCUCACCUCUUUCAAUCAUACCGAAAAGUAUAAACCCCUGCAGUUAGCAUUAUGUAUGGUACAUCUAAUACAGAUGAAACACAUUAACCAACACAACUCUGUUUUAAAUACGUGUGCAACACUAUCAAAGAACUUGAUUACAUUCUGAAAACCUUUAAAUUAUUUUGGAUAUGGUGAUGCAUUUCCAAGGGUUUUUUGUGUUUUAGGCUUGUAGAGUUGUAAAGUGGUAUGGUGUUCAACUGACUAUCUGCUGCAUUCCUUGAUAGAGUCUGGUCCUUGGCAGUAUUGCCCAUGUAAAGUCAGCCAGAUUUUUUAAUUAAAAAUGUAGUAUAAUGUAAACCAAACCACAUUUUGGUUGGGAGCAGGUGAGGAGAGGAAUUGUUUGGAAUAUAAAUUAGAGAUUUAAAAAAAAAAGGCAUUUUUAGGUGCCACUUCCUUAAUUCCAGAUUCUGUGGGGUUCAUUUGUUUCCCCAGGAUAGCUGCCAUUACUUGCAACAAAAGUUGUGUUGCAAGAUGAAUAUUUUAAAAUUGUAUUUUAAGAAUUUAUUAAGAAAGCAUUUGGUGAGGUUAUUUGGUAUGAAAGACACUCAGAAUCUUCUUCUUGGCAUGUAAUUUAAACAGACAAGACCUUGUUGAAAUUCUUUGCCAGUUUAAACUCCAUGCAUGCUGAGUGAAUGGCCUAGGAACUUAAGAAGGUAACUUAACUUUUUCUAGGGCUUUUUUUUUUGUUCAUCUGUGAUGAAAUUGAAUUGCAAUACCAAGAAAUAGUAAUCAAAGAAAUAGUAAGAAGUAAAGCUAUUGUUUUUAAUGUGAUGUAAGCCAUUAACAAAGUUGAGGGACCAUGUCAGCUGCUACUACUACUGAAGUGAUUUUCCAUUUGCUGGCAUUUGAAGAGGUGAAUACCGUCAUUUAGGACCCUCAGAAAGUACAGCAACAGAUGAUAAAAUUCUUUCACUAACAUAUAUGUGUAGGCAGACCUGUGUUUAAAGUUAACUCCAUUUUAUUUUAUUUUGAGGUGAAAAACAGGCAGAUGGCCAAAAAGAGUGUAGUGAAACGGAAAAUGCUGAGAAUUUUUGACACUAGCUUUAUUGUUGCUUGUGCAUUCGUGUCAGUAAUGCAUAUUGACCGUGUUUGCUGUCCUUUGCCAGUCAAAAAAGUGAGCCUGUGCCUUCCUUAUCAAAUCCAUUAUGAACUAAGUGGAUGCUGGAUACAGAUCCAAGAUGCAGCUUUUGAAAUUACAUCAUCUUGACAUUAAAAGCAAGUUUCUGGAAAUGAUUGAAAAAACAUGGCCAUGUCACUUCCACAGCAUUGGUUGCAAAGUUUCUUUUUUAGCUUCCCCCCGACUGUCCUUCCCAUUUGAAAAAAAAGAAACCAAACAAGCAAAAGUAAGCUUUUCCUGGGAAAUCUGUAAAUUUAAAGGCCAUUUAAAUUUCUCAGAUGAGUUAAAAUGCUUAUUUCUUGCUGCAUGGUUAGGACAAUCAGAAGAGUUCAACUUCCAAGUUGCUGGUGAAACUUUGUAGGACACCCAAACAACUGUGUGCUUCCUCAUACAGGAGUAUACUGGUGCCAGGAGGGAAACAGGCUACAGCACAGGGAGUGGUGGAAGGGAGGGAACGGAGCCUAGCCUAGCCUAGCUUUUCUGGGAUGGAUUGAUGGGAUGGACAAGCUGGCUGUCAGUGAUGGCAUUAUAACAGCAUGCACUUUAUUGUUUUAUGAGGAAUACUUGUGGUCAUAAAAAUACGUAAUGCAGGGGCACUCUUCUAGGGUAAUAGUUUAGAUCAAGAAGGAAAAGCAGUUGGAGGAAUUUCUUGGACUUUUUGUAAAUGAUCCAUUUUCUGGUUUCAAGAUAGAAGAUAGAUUUUUUUUCUCUGGUAUGGGUCUUUUUUUCAGAAAGAAAAACAAAGCAAAACUUGAACAAGCAAUCAUUAAAGUUUAGGGGCAUAAUUUUGAAAUAGAUUUGAAUAUCUUUAGAAUUUUAUUUUUCUCAUGGUAGUCAAAUCCAUUUAAGUCCCUAAAUACUGUGUAAUGGGAAAGAGCUAUUACUGUAACAUUUAGUAUUCUUCCUCAGAUAGUGGAAGGGUGUUUAACAUUCUGCAGGAAAUCACCUCUUUUCUCCCAAAGAAGCACACAUAAGAAAUAUUUUGCUUGGACACGAUACAUUCCAAUGACAGCAGUCUGACAGCAAAAACCACAAAAUAUUUCUCUCCUUUCUGAGAUCCAUUGCACACUGCCCAGUUGGAAAUCCCUCAAGAAACCUUCACCUUGCUGUAUGCUAGCAGCUGCCACAAAAUGGCAGUUACUUCAAAGCCCCUGUCACAACGGUCCACAGUAUCUUUCCUACCAAGCACUGUCAUCAACCUUCUCAUCUUCCAAAACUGAAUACACAGGCAAGAAGAAAGGCAAGCAAGCUUUGAAAUGUGCAUCUGUUCCAUGGAAAGCCUGCUGGUGUGCCAUUUCCAGUCAAAAGGCAGCACAGGCAGCAAGAGGGCAUAGGUCAGGGUGUGGACAUAUGAGCAUGGGGUAACAGAGUAUGAUCUUGCUGUGGAAUCAGUACUGCUUGUGUUGCCUGCUGUGCCCUCCCGUAGCAGUAAACGGAGGAAGCCAUGUGUUUCUGCAGUAGUGGGGUUGAAGUGCUCCCCCUCCCUUGCCGUGCAGUGGCUUCCUCACACACCCCUACUGUGUGUGUCAGGAGUGUGUGUCUGUGGGAUGCAGUUCAGUCCUUCGUACUCAUGAAAUUUCCCCUUGUGUUCGUAAGUCCGAGUGACAGAGGGAUCACCAUUUGGCCAGUGGGUGGCUUUCAUUGUGCCAAAUCCAGCAUAAAAGCACCAAUUUUCGGCACACAUGGCUUUCUGUGUGUAUGUACUACACAACUACUUACUGUUCUUCAGUUUGUUCAGGGAAAAAAAAACAUAUUCCAUGCAGAGGAGGGAAACUCAUGCUAACCCAAAGUAAUAGGAUCUGAAGAAAUACUCGCUUUACUUGGGUUUUGUUCGUUUUGCACUUUUUCCAGGCUGUCUAAGCCUUCUGAACAAUUUCCCCGUAGUCUCCUUGUCUGUUCUCAGCAUAUGAGCAGCGUCAACAGUCUGUGAGUAACACCUGUCCAGGUAACCAGAAACUGGAAAAUUACAAAAAUGUCUUUAUUUAAAGUAUUUUGCAGCACUUUACAUAGCCUGAUUACUAUUUUGUAAACAUGGAAUUAUUAUAUUGAUUGUUUGUAAAACCAUUUAAUAAAUAUGUGUUAGUUUUUAUCUUUCA